AUGGUCGCGCCCGAGCCGGAGAACAUGAAGAUUGACGCGGUCUCUGGGGAGAGGCAAAAGCUGGAUCGUCGAAAGCGCCGCUGUCCGGUUCCUGCUGAUCGGACGCAUGCGUUUGUAGACUCUUCUGCUGGCGAAGGGACCGACGGCGAGUCAAACGCGGUCGCCGGCUUCCUUGAUUUGCGGGAAAACCUCGGUGGGUGGACAGCGUUGCACCUCGCUGCAAUUGGAGGACACCUGGAUGUGGUGUAUAUGUUGAUGGAAGUGGGCUGCGAUCCUCGAGUCAAGGACAAAGUUGGAGAUCAACCAAUCCAUUGCAUACGGCGCAAGAGGACAUCGGAGGGACUGGUGACGCGAUUACGCAACGCUUUGCUUGAUCUAUCAGAUUCAGAGGAGAGCAGCUGCGAGGAGAACAUGGAGCCUCAACCCAGAAGAGGAUCCAUCAGAGAGCGACGUAGAUACCGUUAG
Molecule: messenger RNA, 465 nt
Organism: Ectocarpus siliculosus
Lineage: Eukaryota; Phaeophyceae; Ectocarpales; Ectocarpaceae
Source: the annotation of a GenBank genome assembly